This is a messenger RNA of Hymenoscyphus albidus, 1996 nucleotides long. NCBI's taxonomy places the organism in Eukaryota, Fungi, Ascomycota, Leotiomycetes, Helotiales, Helotiaceae. The record is from the annotation of a GenBank genome assembly.
AUGCCUGGCAACGACGCAGAAAAACAAGGUUGGUCCUCACAUGCCUCCUUCAUGGAAAACCUGUUGACGCGCGCUUUUGAAGGCGAGAUUGGUAUGCCUCUGGUGGCAGUUUCCGACGUCAACAUGCCAUCUACCACCACCGCCUUGGUCGGUAGCAAUGGUCAUGGUGUAGAUGAGAAAGCCCUUGUCAGAAAGAUUGACUUCCGCCUUCUGCCAAUGCUCUUCAUUAUCUAUGUUGCCGCGUUUCUUGAUCGGUGAGUCGCGUUUUGGGCCGAUCUGACCUUUGCACCACAUACUGACACGAUAUCCGACAGCGUCAACAUUUCAAAUGCAUUGACUAUGAGCCUUCCUAGCGACCUCAAGCUUCUUGGAGUCCAACCAAAUGUCGCCCUCACUAUCUUCUUCGUCCCUUACAUCCUCUUUGAGAUUCCAUCCAACUUGCUCAUGAAGCGAUUCAAGCCUCAAGUCUGGUGUAAGUGCUCUUUUCUCAAAGCUACAACUGUCACUCUUUCCAAAGCGUUCACAUAAUCGGUUACGCGUCUUUUGGGUUGAUGAUCUUCAACUGUCUCCAAAUUUUCGCGUGACCGACUUCAUCAUGCGAGUCUUUGGGAAUAAUUUUGACUUCGCGUUGAUUUCCCCAGAUCGCUAAAUAUACAGUCGCUUGUACUGUACUGACUCUUCAUAGUGUCUGGUUGUAUCUUGUCAUUUGGCAUCGUCAUGUUGGCUCAAGGUUUCGUUACAUCGUACGGUGGUCUUCUUACAACACGAUUCCUUCUCGGAUUAUUCGAAGCUGGUAUCUUUCCUGGAAGUACGUAUAAUUCCCUUGUUGUUCCGCCCUUUUCAGAAAAUUGAAGUGAUUAUCCCAAAAGCUUGAAGUCAUCGAGAGACUUCAACCCAAACAUUUGGCAUAACGAUUUUCACUAUGCCAAUACCUUUGAAUAACCUUUCUCAUCACUUCCAAAGACCGCACAACAGCUAACCAACUUCCAGGUUUCUAUCUCAUCAGCACCUGGUACAAGCGUGAAGAGUCCCAAAAGCGAUUCACAGUCUACUGGUGCUCGGUCUUGGUAGCCAGUGCCUUUGGCGGUCUCCUCGCAAGUGGAAUCGCAGAAAUGGACGGCAUCCGAGGUCUCCAUAACUGGCGCUGGAUCUUCAUUCUCGAAGGCAUUCUCACCAUACUCGUCGGUGUCGCAGCAUUCUUCUUCGUCGUUGACUUCCCUGAGAAUGCAACUUGGCUGACUGAUGCCGAGCGUAACUUUGUCAUUGCGAGAUCAGGUGUGAGCAAGGGAGAGAAGAUCACCAAGAGUGAUAUCCUGGCCUUUUUCAAGGAUGUCAAGAAUAUUGCUGGUGGUAUCAUGUAUCUUUGUCUUGUGGUUCCGGUUUACUGUAAGUCUUCUCCCACAAUAUCUUUCUUUGAUUUGACUCCCCCUAACGUGGUCUAGCGUUCGCAUACUUCACCCCCACAAUUCUUAAGACAUACGGCUACAACAUCAUUCAAACCCAACUACACACCGUCCCCCCCGUGGCCGCAGCCCUAGUCCUCUGCCUCAUCACCGCCUACCUAUCCGACCGCACCCGCCUCCGCUCCCCCUUCAUCGCCUUCUCCCUCACCCUCCUCAUCUCGGGCCUCGCCAUCCUAAUGACGGUCCACCACCACUUCUCCGCACAAUACGCCGGGAUCUGCUUCGUCGCCAUGGGCAUGUUCUCCGCCGGCGCCCUCAUAGUCUGCUGGUACGUCAUGAAUCUCCACGGCCACGCAGAGCGCGCCAUCGGGACCGCGUGGAUGAUCGGCUUCGGCAAUUCCGGAGGCAUCAUCGCAACGUUUACCUUCCUCAAGAAGGACGCACCACUCUAUCAUACGGGCUACUCGAUUUGUAUGGGUGCUGCUUGUCUUUCUGCUACGGCGGCGAUUGUUUACGGGGUCUUGAUUUAUUUCGAGGGCCGUAAGCGGGAUGUUGCGAAGAUGGGACGGGGGGAGAAGUAUUACUCGUUGUAA